AUGAAUCUCACUGUUAACCACCCCAGCAGGACUCCCGCGGCCGCACCUGACGAAGAUGGCGCGGAUCAGAUCGGCUUUGAUACGCCCCGCUCCGGGGUGGCGACCCCUCAACCCGACCUCCAUGACAAACGCCUGCCGGGCAUUAUGAGCUACUUCGGCCAGGUUCGUACAGAUUCUUCUCACAAUUCUGUAUCUGCCCCUGUCGCGUCGGAUCGCAAUCGAGGACAACCGCUUCCUGGUCCCUCAACGAAACAAGUCGAGACGGACGGGAAGGCUUCUCAGGUCAGCUCAGUGGAUGCUGUGCCCGGUGGCGAUCCUGAACCAACAUCCCCAUCACUCCCCCACCCCGAAGAGCGGCCAUCAUCACCACACACUUCAUCCAUGGCACUGGUUCAGACACAUCAGUACCCGACACCGCCGAUAUCCAGACGGUCGUCGGCGGGACUUUUGAAAAGAAGUCUGUCGUUGCGAUAUGGAGAAUCACGGUCCGCGGCAUCCUCAUCUGCGCGACCGAAGCUCCAAAGAGGCGUCACAGAUUACCCGCAAAAAUGCCACAGCCUCACCCUCAUGUCCCAACCUUCAAGCAUCGUCACAACUUCAGUUGUGCAUGCUUAUCACAUAUCAAACCCCAGUCUUCACAAGCCCAUCACACCAACAUCCCCCAUUACUUUCCACGUUGGUUCAGCGCAGAAAGCCGCUUCCCUUCACAGCUCUUCGUCAGUUGAUCAGCUCAAGAAGCUAACACAGUUUGCGGGAUUCAAGAGCGGUCCACCAACUCCUACAAGGGCGCUUUCAACGGCGCAGCCCUCUCAGGCUGAGGAGAGGUCAACCUCCAAGAGAAGCAGCAACGAGACGGUCCCUCCUAGCGGCGUUCAGACACCCAUCCGCCGUGGUACCACCGGCGCUCAAGUUCCCGCUGCUCGCGGCAAACUCACGAUCAAGAUCGUCGAGGCCAAGGGCUUGCGACGUGCCAAGGACCCUUACGUCGUAGCGGUUUUUCAGAGAAGCGAGCUCAUCUCAGGAGGCCCGCGCUCCGUCGAAGAGGAGGAUGACGUGAACCUCCCGGCCCCCUCCUUUGGAGGCAUCCCGAUUCAAAGACAAGGCAGCGACUCAGGCCGCCCGGUCAUGUCUAUUCCUAUGCGCAGCCGCCAGAGCAGCAACACCAGCAUUUCCGAUUAUAACACAUUCCGCAACCGGUCCCGCCGAUCCUUCACCAGUCCAAAGUGGGACGCCGAGGCAGAAUUUGAUGUUGUUGAUUCGAACAUGCUGGUUGAUAUUUCCGUCUAUGACCACACCGACAAGGGAGAGGAGUUUUUGGGUCAAGUCGAUUUCCAGGCCAACAGGGACUCCAGCAACCCAGUACGUGGCUGGUUCCAGCUUAAGGGACACGCCGACACGAUGGCGGAGAAUGCCCCUACGGGAGAGAUUUACGUGGAAGCCGUUUACCAGCGAACGGAGAGAAAGCACUUUGGUCCUGAAGACUUCCAGAUUCUUAAGUUGAUCGGCAAGGGUACCUUUGGACAAGUUUACCAGGUCCGGAAGAAGGAUACCGAACGCAUUUACGCCAUGAAGGUCCUGUCCAAGAAGGUCAUUGUUCAGAAGAAGGAGGUCGCCCAUACCGUUGGUGAGCGCAACAUCCUGGUUCGGACAGCCAUGUCCGACUCGCCCUUCAUCGUGGGCCUCAAAUUCUCCUUCCAGACGCCAUCAGACCUCUACCUGGUCACUGAUUACAUGUCUGGCGGUGAGCUAUUCUGGCAUCUCCAGAAAGAAGGACGGUUCGAUGAGCGCAGAGCCAAGUUCUAUAUCGCAGAACUCAUCUUGGCCAUCCAGCACCUCCACAACAACGAUAUCGUUUAUCGUGACCUGAAGCCAGAGAACAUUCUGCUCGACGCAAAUGGUCACAUUGCCCUUUGUGAUUUUGGCCUGUCAAAGGCCAAUUUGACAAAGAACGAUACCACAAACACAUUCUGUGGCACAACCGAGUACCUCGCUCCCGAAGUUCUCCUUGACGAGUCGGGAUACACCAAGAUGGUGGAUUUCUGGUCGCUGGGAGUUCUAGUCUUCGAGAUGUGCUGCGGUUGGAGUCCAUUCUAUGCGGAGGACACCCAACAGAUGUACAAGAACAUCGCCUUUGGCAAGGUCAGAUUUCCUCGGGACACCUUGUCACAGGAGGGUCGCAACUUCGUAAAGGGCUUGCUCAACAGGAACCCCAAGCACAGACUUGGUGCGACGGACGAUGCGGAGGAGUUGAAGCGCCACCCAUUCUUUGCCGACAUUGACUGGGACAUUCUGGCAAAGAAGCUCAUCACACCUCCCUUCAAGCCCAAGUUGACCUCUGCCACAGACGUGUCGUACUUCGACCCCGAGUUCACCAACGCGCUUGAUAACAAUGGCUCACUUAAUGAACGGGCCGCUGCUUUGUCCAAGGGAUUCGCUACAUCGACGCCCCUUUCGCCCUCUGUGCAGGCCAACUUCCAGGGCUUCACGUUUGUGGACGAGAGCGCUCUCGACGAUCACAUGAGAGAUAAGGGCCGCUAUGAUGACGAAGAGAUGCGUGAUUCUCACCACCAGGACGAUGACUGGGAUGACCUGGAGGACAUGAACCAGAGAGGCAAUCGCAUGAGCGGCAUUGUGCGCACAACCACCAACGAAGAGCAGAUGAUUGGUGGUGGUCACUUUGACGUUUAA
Molecule: messenger RNA, 2688 nt
Organism: Colletotrichum abscissum
Lineage: Eukaryota; Fungi; Ascomycota; Sordariomycetes; Glomerellales; Glomerellaceae
Exons: 2
Coding region: 1-2688 (895 amino acids)
Biological process (GO): protein phosphorylation
Cellular component (GO): nucleus; cytoplasm
Molecular function (GO): protein serine/threonine kinase activity; ATP binding
Source: RefSeq, a predicted model, not a curated record